UGUAUAAAUGAGUAGCUCAUGAACUGAGCAAGAAACCAAUUAGCGUCGUGGUGAUUAAUUAAUGGCGAAGGCAACGACUGGCAUCUGCCUCGUUGACGUCAUCCUCUUCUCGUUCUUCCUCGUUGCUCCCAGAGCCUUCGCCGCCGCCGCGGCCGUUACCGACACGCUCCGCGGCGGCCGGAACAUCACCGACGGCGAGACGCUCGUGUCGGCCGACGGCACGUUCACUCUGGGGUUCUUCUCCCCCGGGGUGUCAGCCAAGAGAUACCUCGGUAUAUGGUUCACGGUCUCCCCUGAUGCCGUUUGCUGGGUGGCCAACCGAGACAGCCCUCUCAACGUCACCUCCGGCGUGCUGGCGAUCAGCGACGCCGGGAUCCUCGUCCUGCUCGACGGCUCCGGCGGCGGCCAUGUCGCGUGGUCGUCGAACUCGCCCUACGCCGCCUCGGUGGAGGCGCGGCUGUCUAACUCCGGCAACCUGGUCGUCCGUGACGCAAGCGGCAGCACCACCACGUUGUGGCAGUCGUUCGAUCACCCGUCGAACACCUUGUUGCCGGGCAUGAAGAUGGGCAAGAACCUGUGGACCGGGGCCGAGUGGGACCUCACGUCGUGGCGCUCGCCGGACGACCCGUCGCCGGGGGCCUACCGCCGCGUGCUGGACACCAGCGGCAUACCGGACGUUGUCCUGUGGCAAGACGGCGUCGAGAGGUACAGGUCGGGGCCAUGGAACGGCCGGUGGUUCAGCGGCAACCCGGAGGCGGCGACGUACACGACGAACCUGAUCACGUUCCAGGUGACCGUCAGCCCGGGGGAGAUAAGCUACGGCUACGUCUCCAAGCCUGGGGCGCCAUUGACGCGCUCCGUCGUGCUCGACACCGGCGUGGUGAAGCGGCUGGUGUGGGAGGCGACGAGCCGGACAUGGCAGACGUACUUCCAGGGGCCGAGGGACGUGUGCGACGCCUACGCCAAGUGCGGGGCGUUCGGCCUGUGCGACGCCAACGCGCCGUCGACGUCGUUCUGCGGCUGCCUCAGGGGGUUCAGCCCGACGUCUCCGGCGGCGUGGGCGAUGAAGGACGCCUCCGGCGGAUGCCGGCGAAACGUGCCGCUGCGCUGCGGCAACACGACGACGACGGAUGGGUUCGCGUUGGUGCAGGGAGUGAAGCUCCCCGACACGCACAACGCGUCGGUGGACACGGGCAUCACGGUGGAGGAGUGCAGGGCGAGGUGCGUGGCCAAUUGCUCGUGCUUGGCCUACGCCGCGGCGGAUAUCCGAGGAGGCGGCGGUGGUAGCGGCUGCGUCAUUUGGACCGGCGGCAUCGUUGAUCUUCGGUAUGUCGACCAAGGGCAGGGUCUGUUCCUGAGGUUGGCAGAGUCUGAAUUAGAUGAGGGUAGGAGCCGGAAGUUUAUGCUCUGGAAAACUGUUAUUGCUGCACCAAUAUCUGCCACGAUUAUUAUGCUCGUACUGCUACUUGCUAUUUGGUGCAGAAGGAAACACAAAAUCUCAGAAGGUAUACCUCAUAAUCCUGCUACAACAGUUCCUUCAGUUGAUCUGCAGAAAGUGAAGGCGGCCACUGGAAAUUUCUCACAGAGCCAUGUGAUUGGCCAAGGAGGAUUUGGCAUAGUUUACAAGGGCCAGUUACCUGAUGGGAGAAUGAUUGCUGUAAAACGGCUACACCAAUCAACCCUCACCAAGAAAGGCAAGAAGGAUUUCACAAGAGAAGUGGAGGUGAUGGCUAGGCUCAGACACGGCAACCUUCUUCGUCUCCUUGCCUACUGCAGCGAAGGCAGCGAGCGUGUGCUGAUAUACGACUACAUGUCAAACAGGAGUUUGGAUCUCUACAUAUUUGGCGAUUCUGGCCUCCGACUCAUGCUCAACUGGAGAAAAAGAUUGGGCAUCAUUCAUGGGAUCGCCAAUGGUAUUGCGUACCUGCACGAGGGAUCAGGCGAGUGCGUCAUCCACAGGGAUCUGAAGCCUCCGAACGUACUGUUGGACGACAGUUUCAGACCCAAGAUUGCAGAUUUUGGCACCGCCAAGCUAUUCACAGCAGACCAGCCAGAGCCUUCCAAUCUCACCGUUGUGGUUUCACCGGGAUACGCAUCUCCGGAGUACGCAUGGCGAGGGGAGAUGACACUAAAGUGCGAUGUCUACAGCUUUGGAGUCGUUCUUCUCGAAACCCUUAGCGGACAGAGGAAUGGUCCCAUGUACAGUCUCCUUCCACAUGCAUGGGAGCUGUGGGAGCAGGGCAGGGUGAUGUCCCUCCUUGACGCGAUGAUCGGUCUCCCUCUCUCAGUCUCAGGGCCUGAUCACACCGAGAUGGAAGAUGAACUGGCGAGGUGCGUGCAGAUCGGGCUCCUGUGCGUGCAGGAUGCGCCGGAGGAAAGGCCGGCCAUGUCGGCGGUCGUCGCGAUGCUGACCAGCAAGAGCUCACGGGUGGAUCGUCCCAAGAGGCCAGGGGUUCACGGCGGCAGAAGCAGGCCACCGUUGCGCGAGUCGGAGCUGCUGGGCGCCACCGACAUUGACGACGAUCUCACGUAGUACAACUGUACAGGGUUAUAUAUAUAGUCCCUCCGUCUCUACGCCAUUUACUUUACUAAACAUGUUUUACCGUUCAUCUUAUUUAAAAGAUUUAAGUAAUUGUUAA
This is a messenger RNA of Oryza sativa Japonica Group (Japanese rice), 2639 nucleotides long. Its product is annotated as receptor-like serine/threonine-protein kinase SD1-8. NCBI's taxonomy places the organism in Eukaryota, Viridiplantae, Streptophyta, Magnoliopsida, Poales, Poaceae. Gene Ontology annotation, molecular function: protein serine/threonine kinase activity; ATP binding. The record is from RefSeq and is a predicted model, not a curated record. Gene Ontology annotation, biological process: protein phosphorylation; recognition of pollen.